UUUCCUUCAUAACUCUGCUACUGCAACUCUCGGGAGUCAUGGCAAAAGGAGGAAAUCGGCAGAAAAAAUUCAAAGAAAACCCUAAAAAGAAAACACAAGAUGAAUAUAUCUCCGAUGAAGACGUUGUUAAUGAUGACCAUGAUGAUGAAAUCGACGCAUUUCAUAAACAAAGAGAUAUAAUUCCGUUAGAUGUUAAUGAUGAUAUGGCUGAUUCUUCUGACGAUGAAGAUACUGCAAACCCAGUCAUGGAUCUUGAGGGUCUGGAGGAUGAGGAUGAGGAUGAGGAUGAAGAUGAGGAUGAUUAUGAAGACGAGCCCAAACUUAGGGGGAUUGGUGCUAAAAUUGAAAGGAGUCUAAAGUACAUGCAAGAAAAGUUUCCGAUUGUUGAUGAUGAAAGUGAUGAAGAAGAAGAAGAAAAGGAAUUACCUUUCGGUAAUAGGCGUCACAAAGUUGAUGAAUUUUCAGAUGAUGAGGAGGGGGGUGUUGAAGAGGAGAAAGAGGUGUUGAUUUUGGAGCAAAGAAAGGCUAAGACUCUUAAAGAAGCAGACUUCAUGCCUGAUGAUAUCGAUGAGGACGAAAAUAACUCGGAUAUCGAGCCAACUUUAGAGGAAAUUUCAGUUAAGGGUAAAUAUUCGUCAAAAUUUCAUGCACAUUUAGAAACUCAAGAUGGCAAGGACAUAGCAUACGAGGAAAUAAAGAAAGAUCAUGGUGCUUUGACUAGGGAGGAACAAAUGGACGUUGUGUACAGCUCAGCCCCAGAAAUAGUUGGUUUGUUAUCUGAACUGAAUUCUGCAUAUGAUGAGCUUGAAGGAAAAGUCAACCCCUUGCUUAACAAGGUUGGUAUAAAGGAGAAUACAACCAAAGGAGGAAUGCACUAUUUGGAGGUGAAACGACUUCUGCUGUUGAGUUAUAGCCAAGCUAUUACCUUCUAUCUUCUUCUCAAGUCAGAGGGGCAUUCUGUUCGCGAGCAUCCCGUGUUAGCUCGUAUUGUUGAGAUGAAGAACCUAGUGGACAAGAUGAAGCAACUUGAUGAGAAUCUUCCCGCUAGUAUUGGAGAGAUCAUUAACCUUAAUGAAAUUGGUAUCCUCGAACACGCUGAUGCGGUCACACCUGAAGCACACAAAAAAAAUCACAGACCUUCAUCAGUUUCCGCAAAAACUCAGGAAACGUCAUUGCCUCCUGGAGCACCCGAGCCGGAUAAAGUAGACCUGUCAAAGGCUUACAUAAGCAAGGAGAAAACCAAGCAGACUGAUCAGGUUGGAAAGCAAAGCAUGGAGAUGUUGAAAAUUAGAGCUGAUCUCGAGGCAAAAUACAAACAGAAGGGUAUUAUUACUGCAACAAAGCAUGAUCAAGCUCAUAAACAUCUAACUGCACGGGUUAAUGGGCAGCUUCAAUCAUUGGAUGAUUUUGACGACGAGGUUGUUGAGAAAGAUGGACAUGCAAGUAAACGCCAGACAAGUAAACUGUCAGAACUUGUUAGAGUGAAAACGAAAAAAUCCAAGGUUGUAUCUGGGGAUGCCGAUUUGCCCAAGAGAGAUGAUAUAGGUGAAAGAAGAAGGAAGAAUGAACUCAGAGUUCUAGCAAAAGCUGGAGGUGGCUCUAUCCAUGAUGUCAAUGAUGAGGAUGAUGAUGGUGAUGUUAAUGAAGGUAAUCCAGGAGCUAGGAAGAGGCGCAGAGCUGACGUUGAUGAUGUAGAAGCAGAAGAGUCAGAAGACGAAUUUUAUAAGCAGGUGAAACAACAACGAGAUGCAAAACUUUCAGCCAAAGCCCAGUUGUAUUCAAGAACUUCAGCAUCACUGCCUCUGGCAGGAACAGAGGAAGUUGCAGAUGGAAAACGACAUAUUACUACUCAGAUGGAGAAGAAUAGAGGUCUAACUCGCCCUCGAAACAAGAGCAAGAAGAAUCCCAGGACAAAUUACAAGAACAAGCACAAUAAAGCAGUAAUGAAGCGAAAAGGACAAGUGCGAGAUGUGAAGAAGCCAAUGGGUCCUUAUGGCGGAGAAGUAUCCGGAAUCAAUGCUAAAAUUAGCAGGAGUACAAGAUUCAAGAGCUAAACCAUCCUGUUUUCUACACGUGGCGGCUGUUGUCGGUAUGUCUUCAUGCUUUUACCAGUUGGUGAGAAUGUUAGAUAAAUGCUCAUCAAAUAUGGUCCAAUUUUUGACCCAAAGCCUAUAAAGUAGUCAGCAUCAGUAGAGAGAAGCGUGGUUUUAGGAUUAGUAAGGGUCUCCACCAGCCUUAAAUCAACUGUGCACCUACAAUUUUGAUUUAGUUUUUGUAUCUCAGCCACAGUACAAGAUUCAAAAACUAACCAUCCUGCGGUUGUGAUUCUCUUUAUGCGCUCAUGCUUAUACCAUAUAGUGAGAUAAAUUAUCUAUUUCGGCCCAAUGACCGACCAGUUCCAUUCACUGUUUCCUGUAUCACUAGCUCAUGCUUAUACCAUAUAGUGAGAUAAAUUAUCUAUUUCGGCCCAAUGACCGACCAGUUCCAUUCACUGUUUCCUGUAUCA
This is a messenger RNA of Papaver somniferum (opium poppy), 2506 nucleotides long. RefSeq names its product something about silencing protein 10-like. The record is from RefSeq and is a predicted model, not a curated record. Lineage: Eukaryota; Viridiplantae; Streptophyta; Magnoliopsida; Ranunculales; Papaveraceae. The coding region runs from base 39 to 2054 and encodes 671 amino acids. The transcript has 16 exons. Gene Ontology annotation, cellular component: nucleolus; small-subunit processome. Gene Ontology annotation, biological process: maturation of SSU-rRNA from tricistronic rRNA transcript (SSU-rRNA, 5.8S rRNA, LSU-rRNA).